ACCGGCUUCAGCGGUGUCUAGCACAGCCCGAGUUUUCUUCAUUUUCAAUUACAGUUACAGUUCGCUUUCAGUCACGAUCGGCUGCUUUGGCUGCUGCAAGACUUUGGCAGAAUUUUCAAGCCGGUACUCCUUUACCCGAGACAUGUAUACGAAGUUGAUAGUCGAAUUAAAGGAAAGUGGUUUUGUUAACAACGUUUUCGCCGUAUCUUCUGAUAUUUUCUCCGUGCUGUUAAAUAUACCGUGCGUUAGAAAAAAACUUCAGAACAGUUAAAUUGAUUGUCUUUGACUUUUAGUGGUUUAUUUUCGGUUGACAUAACUCAGAGCUUUAAAGCUUGAUUGCGGAGAGCCUGACCUCAGCCAGGACCGAUUGUGAUAUUAGAAUUAAGUACGAGCAAUAGGAGGAAAUCGGAAGCGUUCCGAAUCGAACGAUGCCUGUUAAGACGGAACCAUCGAUGAGUUUGAUAGACUAUCUGAGCAACGAGAUGUUGUCCUGGUGCGGCAACGAUUUCAUGUUGCCCGACGACAUAUGGAAGAAAUUCGAAUUGGACUUUCCCGAAUUGGUCGGCUUCGAGGAGAUCCUGCGCGACAGCGCGCUGCAGGAGAACUGCGCCAACUUCUUCAAGGGCAUCCACCAGCAGAGGGUGUGCGAAAUUCGCAACCACGAUUGCAUGUGGGCCGGCCACUGCGCCAGCAAGGAGCACCCCGCCGACGAGCCGCGGCCGUGCAUGGUGCCGGUGCCGCCGGCGCCCAUCGUCGCCGCCGCGCCCGCCGCCGAAGUCAAGCAGGAAUGCGUCGCCGCCGGCGCGACGGCCACCGGCCAGCAGAGCCUCCUGAAGCCCGCCUUUCGAUCGGCGCCGGCGGCCCAGCCGGCGCCGCCGACGCCCCAUACGCCGCCGAUGUCCGACGACGAGGAGGCGAAAACGAAGACCGUCAAUCUGAUGAAGAUAUUCCAGAGCAGCAUCGAGGAGUACGACAUUGAGGAGGACAGCGAUCUGUACGAGUAUUUCGAGGAGAAGGACAUCAAGGAAUUCGAAAUGGCCGAAGCGUCCGAGCCGGUCGUCGAGGAAGAAAAACCCAACGUGAACAAAGUAUAUCAAUUCGCGGCGGAAAGCGAUCACAGUUACCACAAAGGUACCAACGCGCAGAUGCCCAUCUUCGGCAUCGAGACUCCUUCGGAUUCCGAAGAAGAAAUCGACGUGGUGAACGUGAACGAGAAGUACCACUUCUGCAACAAAAACGUGUUCUCGUUCCCCAACAAUCCAUCGAACAGGGACCGCCAGCAGAUCCAGAGGCGGAUGGCCACGGCCAUAUCUCGAAAGAAGAUGGUGCCGCGCAUGAAACCGGCCGCCGCGGCCAGGAAGAUCGUCCAGGAACCCACCACGGCGGCGGCGGCGGCGAAGAAGUCGCCGACGGAGUCGCGCGGCCUCAAGCGCAGACAGUACAAAGCGUCGCUGCAGGCGCCCUACAAGCGUCGGCACUACGGCAACAGCAGCGACAGCGAGCCCGAGCCGUCCGAGAAGCGCAGCCUGCACAACAACAUGGAGCGCCAGCGGCGGAUCGAUCUGCGCAACGCCUUCGAGGACCUGCGGGUCCUGGUGCCGGAGGUGAGCAAGAAAGACAGGGCCGCCAAGGUGGUGAUCCUGCGCGAGGCGUCGCAGUACUGCGAGUACCUCACGCAGACGUCCGUCAACUACACGGCGCACCUCAAGGAGCUGAAGAAGCAGCAGGAGUUUCUGAGGCGGCGGGUGUCGCAGUUGAGGAGGAAUUUAGCGGCGAACCGUUAAGUAUGUAGUAAUGUUUAUUUAAAUUUUCAGUAGUAGUAUUUUUUUUUUCAAAUAUCGCCGAGUCGUAAAAGAAUGGAAUUUGGCUUGGUUUUUUUUUCUUCGAGUUCGUUUUAUAUCGAUUCCGCGUGAUUAUUUUUUAAAACUUAUACUUUUUUUUACAAAAUAUGACUCAGGGAUAAUCAAUAAAUAGUAAUUUUACGUAUAGGUUACGAUUUAAAUAAACACCGUAUGUGAAGUUAGGAAAUUAGGAGGUAGCCAAUUAAAACAUCUAGAAUAGUAAAUAAUGUAAAUCUAUAAAGAACUUAGCCUAUGGUUUUGCGAUUUUCUAUUUAGGAUCUUAUAGGAUUGUCGCAGAAUCAAACCUUAAAUGUAAUAUAGGUAUUUUAAUUAAAUGGCUUUAGAAAUCAGCGGUAAGACGCUACGUUAAUAUUAAGAAAUAACGUAUAUAAAUUAUAAUAACGUAACAUUUUGGUCAAAAAAUUUCUCCUAGCCGAAUCGGUAAGUAAGCGUUUAAACAAUUCCUUUAUGUUACAUUGCGUUGUUUUUUUUUUGAUUUUCGAAGAAUUCUAUCAGGUAAAAUCAACUGCCAUUUUUUAAGAAAACCAUUACCGUGGAAUCCCUAUAAAUCCUGCGAAAAAUUUCAUUCUUUUAUGCAAUUCUGUAAAUAUGAGAUUUAUAAAAACAUCCAUAGCUGAAUUUUUAAACCGUUAAUGCAACUGUGAUUCCAUUAUCAUCUUAAGAAUUAGAAUAGUAGUUCAUUUUAUUUGUUAUUGUUUUGUAAGAAUUCAACUUGUUUUUUUUUUAGUUAAGACACGUUCAAAUACUUAUAAUGUUUUAAUUUUUAUUUGGUGAUAAAAUUUAUUGUGAUAACCACUAAUGCUUUUCCUCCUUUUAAGUUUAAAAUAAUCGAAGUAAUUUUCUUUUUAGAAAUUUUGAAUAGUUUUAAUUUUUCCUUUUUUUUACUUGCAAAAUAAAACAUUACAAAGUAUUUGAGAAGCAAUAAUAGGUUCAUUUUAAGUAUAAUUGUUUUAGGUGUUUUUUUUUGUAUAUGUUUUGUUGAAAUAGGUUUAAUUUUAACGUGUAAAUUAAUAAUUUUUUGUCAGAGUUUUAUCUGACUUUUCUUUAUAAAGGGCGAAAAUGAAUUGCAAAUUAAUUUACUUUAAUUUGAAGGGAUUUACAGGGUAAUCCAUGAAAGAUUGACGACGGGAGAAUGCGUUUAAAAUAAACUAACGUUACUUUCUCAAAUAUUUUUCAGAUUACCUGAAAAAGACAUAAAAUUUCAAGAUUAAAUAGAUUCGUAAAUUAGCAAGCGCACGUAAAAAAAACUAAAAUUUUAACCUUCGCAUAUUAAUAGCUAAGAAUAUAUUUGAAUAAAAAAAAUAUUAGGAUUAGGGAACUAAUAUUAACAUUAAUAUGCCAUUUUUUCGGUCAAUAUAUCCUUUGAUGAUCGUCUGGUAAUUUUGGAAAUAUUUGCAGGAAGUCCGUCUUCUAUUCUUAAAAUAAUACAUUUGUCAACGCGAAUAACAUGGAUUACAAUGUAUACGUAGGAAUAAUUGUUGGAACUUCAGAUGUAAAAAAAAUGUCGAACGGAAAUUUCAAGUCCACACAUUUAAAACUUGGUUUAAAUUUGCAUAAAAUUGUAUUAUGUAAUCACACCGUGGCACGAGUUGUAUAUUAAGAAUUUUUGGUUCUAAAUCAUUCAUUCUUUUCACUUCAGUAAUUUUACCAAAUUUUUGAAGUGCUCUUGAAUAAAAUCAUUUUAUCUGUAAAUUGUAGGAAUUACAGAUUAUUACGAAUAAUAUAAUCCUAAUCGAUUUAUUUUAACAUGUUUUAAUGUAUAAAAAUUAUAUUAUUCGAAUGAAAUGAAUAUUUACGCUUUUUAAUAAUAAUAAUAAUUGUGUUAUGUAAAUUUGUAUGAUAAUAAGCGAAGGUGUAAAAAUAUUUUUCACAUUUUACUUUUUUUUUAAUAUUUUAAGUGCUUACUUUAUAUUGUUAGUUAUUUUUUAUAUUUAUAAUGUUAACUAAUUUUGGUGUGUUUUUGUUCUUGAGGCGUUUUGUUAAAAAUUUUGUAUCGUUUUAUUUGUAACGUUUGUUCAUGUUUGCCAUUUUGAGUGGAAGUAUUGGACUCUUAAUAACUAAAAAAAGCAAUGUAAUGGUAUCUCAUCCUAGUUCGGUAAUCGCUCAUAUAAUUAGAAAUAAACAUCUGCAAAUAGAUGAACAUAAAACGAUAUCCCUUUGAUAAGAUAUUUGAUACAGCCGAUGAUUUUACAUAGAUAACUUACUAGUACUCAUAUAAAAUUUUUCUACAGUACAAGCAGCUGGUGGGUAGUUUUUAAAAUCAGAUAUCGAUCUCGAUUUUGUGGAUAUUAAUUUCGGAUAAAAGGGAUCGAAAAAGGCCGAGAGCCAUUACAUUGAAUGAAGCGAAUAUGUUAUGAAUGCUCCUUUCUAAUAAUACGGAAUUUGUGUGUUUACGUCUUAAGAUAAAAGUUCAGAAACAUCAAUUAAUUGUUAAGCAGAAAAUUUCCAAUGUGUAUUGCAUAGAAAGUUUUGAAGUGUAUCCAAUUUGUAAUGUCGAUUUACAUCCUUAAUGUUUGCAUUGAAAAACAAUCGUUAUUUGGAGUGCCAAAUAUACUACACUAUUUUCGUUGAUUCAAAAUGCUCAAUGUGUUGAUAUGUUUUGUUAUUGUAGUGGUGUUUUCUUUAAUUAAUUUUAAUACUUACUAUACGGUUUUUCUUUUUCUUUGAAAAUAUGUAUAAAAUUCGUCUUCCUCUGCAUAGACUAUGUUAUGAAUAAAAUGCGGGUAAAAACUGAAAACCGGAGAGAUGAUUUGCGAAGUGCCCGAGCGCACACCAAUUGAACUAUUUAGUUUGUACCGAUUUCGGCAUUUUCCCGUAAAAUCAAUACUAUUUAACUGUAAAAGUCGUGAGAUAAAGAGAAUUGUUGUGUUCAUAAUAUUCUACAGUAUUUUAUACUUUUGAUAAAAAAUAUUUUAAAAAACAUAAAAAUAAUAAAAAAAAUAAAAAACAAAAAAAUAUAUCAGUAAACUGUCGAUAAAAAUGGCCUACAAAUAUUCUGAAUCUUGCAUGAUGUAUUUAUAUAUUAAUUUUUAUAUAUUAUCUAUUUUUUUUCAAGCAUUCGUAAUUUUUCUAAGUGGAAUUUAAACGUUUAGCGUUUAAAUCUCGCUAUUAUUAAGUAAAUUGCAGAUGCCAAUAUUUUUCAUCAAUUCAAUCAAUAAAAUCGUCAUGAAGAUAUAACAUUAAUUUACAUCAUGCAAGAAUAAGAACAUAAAUAUACGCUGAUAAAACGUACCUGUGAUGAAACCUCGCUGUUGACCAAAUAUGUAUAUUAGAAAAUAGUAUGAAUAAAUGCUAACUACUUAUUAUGCACAUUAUUUGACAAAUCUUUUAGUAGUAAAUAUAUAACAGGGCAAUUCUCUACGCUUAGCGACCACCAGCGACGCCAUUGCAAAAUGGCUUUGCUAAAAAGCAUAAUGUCUUAUAUAUUACAUAAUAAUAUAUAAUUUAAUCUAUAACAUGAGCCCUAAGGAUGUAUGGCAUGAUUUUUAGCAUAGGCGUAAUUUUAUGAAUAUAUACCUAUCUAUAUUGAGUUUUAAAUAAUAAUAGUAAUGCCAUAAUCCUAACAAUCGUUAGUACUUAUUUAAUUUGUUAAUAUCUAAUUUUUAACAUUUUUUUUUGGUAACUUUAUUCAGAAUUUGAUUGUGGUAUUAGUUUUCCGUAAGUUUUACAAAAUAAAAUGUUGGCUUUAAAUAUUUGUGUUGUUAUUUAUUCACCAGAUUGAGCAUCUUUUUUUCUCUUCGCAGCCAUCUCCCUUUUAUGCCUAUUGGAAUUAAUAUGCGUAGUCCAUUGGAAGUCUCCAAUGAACACCCUAUUACAUAUAUCGCAAUGAUUCGUUGUACUAUCUAUAUUUGGCGCUGAAUUGGUAAUUUGUUUUGGCAACGGAUUGUGAGGGCACUUGGAAUUUGAUAUGAAACUAUUCACAAUUUCUUCCGCUAUUCUACUUACAUUCUGGUCCCAUUUAGAAACGUCCGAUGUAUC
This is a messenger RNA of Phyllotreta striolata, 5840 nucleotides long. The record is from the annotation of a GenBank genome assembly. NCBI's taxonomy places the organism in Eukaryota, Metazoa, Arthropoda, Insecta, Coleoptera, Chrysomelidae.